Paramecium octaurelia is the source of this 321-nucleotide messenger RNA. The record is from the annotation of a GenBank genome assembly. NCBI's taxonomy places the organism in Eukaryota, Ciliophora, Oligohymenophorea, Peniculida, Parameciidae.
AACAUAAUGUAAGAGCAUGUAAAUAUCAUCUUUGAUGACCUUUAAAUGGGAAAUCUAAUUCUUUUUAUAAUACAAUACCUAAAUAGUAAAAUAAUCAUAACAUCAAAGUAGGUUAAGAUUUUCUAUAUGCAUAAAUGAUCUCAUACCUUUGUUUAAGGACUAGUCUAUAACGAUUUAUUUUGUAGAAAUUUAACUUGGCAUGACUGAAGUGAUAUUAAACUUUAUGUGGCAAUCUUUGUAAAUGAUUUUCAUUCAUGUAAUAAAUAUUAAAAGAAUUUGACUAUAUAAUAAGUUGAUUAAAGAAAAGGUUGUUGACUGCAG